GAUAUAACCUCACUUAACACUUUCCCAAUGCGUUAUCACGCGAUACGGCGUUGAUUUAACGCGUGUUUUUAUUUUAUAAGAGAAAAUGUGGUGAAUUAUUGAACAGAAACACAAAAUAAACAAAAAUGAGUAAGUUAUAUGUUCUUUACGAACAUAGUGCGGGCUUCGCCCUCUUCCAAGUGGCGGAGUUCGAGGAGCUGGCAGCAUUCCUGCCGCAAGUCGAGGAGUCUGUGACUGAUCUGCAGCGGUUCAACUCUGUGGUCACACUCAUCGCGUUCCAGCCCUUCAAGUCAGCUAUCACCGCUUUGGAAAAUAUCAACGCGGUGUCUGAAGGUAUCAUACCCGAGGAUUUGAACCUGUUUCUGGAGGGAGCUUUACCGAAGCGCAAGAAGCGCGGAAAAUGCACUCUCGGUGUGGCGGAUCCCAAGCUUGGUGCUGCCAUCAGCGAGGCUCUGGAGAUUCAGUGCUCCCAUGUUGGGGCCGUUCCGGAGAUACUGCGAGGCAUUCGCCACCACUUCCACGCACUCAUCAAGGGGCUGACUCUCAAGGCAUGCAGUGUAGCGCAGCUCGGUCUCGGGCACUCAUACUCCAGGGCCCGUGUCAAGUUCAACGUACAUCGAGUGGAUAACAUGAUUAUACAGUCCAUAGCGCUGUUGGAUCAGUUAGACAAGGAUGUCAAUACAUUCUCCAUGAGAAUCAGAGAGUGGUACUCCUACCACUUCCCGGAGCUUGUCAGCAUCGUCCCCGAGAACUACCUCUACACCAAGUGUGCUGAAUACAUCAAGGACCGCAAGUCCCUCUCCGAAGAGUCACUGGAGCCCCUCACUGAGAUCCUGGGUGACUCGGAGAAGGCCCAGGCCAUCCUGGACGCUUCAAAGAUGUCCAUGGGUAUGGACAUAUCUCCGGUGGACCUGAUUAAUAUACAGAUGUUCGCCGUGAGGGUUGUGAAGCUUAGUGAUUACAGAAAACAAAUAGCAGAGUACCUCCACACGAAGAUGAACUCCGUGGCGCCGAACCUAACCACUUUAAUAGGCGACCAAGUCGGGGCCCGCCUCAUCUCCAAGGCUGGCUCUUUGACCAGUCUCGCCAAGUACCCGGCUUCCACACUGCAAAUCCUUGGUGCUGAAAAGGCGCUAUUCAGAGCUUUGAAGACCAAAUCAAACACCCCUAAGUACGGUCUCCUGUACCACUCGACGUUCAUCGGACGCGCGGGACUCAAGAAUAAGGGUCGCAUCAGCCGUUAUUUGGCCAAUAAGUGCUCCAUCGCGUCGAGAAUCGAUUGCUUCUCCGAAACCCAAACAACAGUCUUCGGCGAAAAGCUGCGCCAGCAAGUCGAGGACCGGCUCAAGUUCUACGAGACGGGCGACAUUCCCAAGAAGAACAUAGAAGUUAUGAAGGAGGCCAUGGAGGAAGCCCUGAACGCCACGCAGGAGCUGGAGGCCAGCGCCAAGAAGAAGAAAAAGAAGAAGAAGAAGAGGGAGGAGCCUAUGGAUGAGGAUUAGUGCCUCGGAUAUGUCGGCGGCCGACCGUGUAAUCAGGCCGGUCAUAAAGUUCCUCUAACGUUUUGACGGUAGUCUUCUUCCUCGCGUUAUCUCGGCAUUCUGCCACGGCUCAUGGGAGCCUGGGGUCCGCUUGACAACUAAUCCCAUGAUUUGACGUAGGCACUAGUUUCACGAAAGCGACUGCCAUCUGACCUUCCAACCCAGAGGGGAAACUAGGCUUUAUUGGGAUAAGUCCGGUUUCCUCACGAUGUUUUCCUUCACCGAAAAGCAACUGGUAAAUAUCAAAUGAUAUUUCGUACAUAAGUUCCGAAAAACUCAUUGGUACGAGCCGGGGUUCGAACCGCGACCUCCGGAUUGACAGGCGCGCGCUCUUACCGCUAGGCCACCAGCGCUUCGGCGUUUUGACG
This is a messenger RNA of Cydia splendana, 1909 nucleotides long. It is a transcript of the gene Nop56, whose product is annotated as nucleolar protein 56. Gene Ontology annotation, molecular function: snoRNA binding. The record is from RefSeq and is a predicted model, not a curated record. The transcript is spliced from 8 exons. The coding region runs from base 126 to 1502 and encodes 458 amino acids. NCBI's taxonomy places the organism in Eukaryota, Metazoa, Arthropoda, Insecta, Lepidoptera, Tortricidae. Gene Ontology annotation, cellular component: box C/D methylation guide snoRNP complex; small-subunit processome.